Molecule: messenger RNA, 498 nt
Organism: Daldinia caldariorum
Lineage: Eukaryota; Fungi; Ascomycota; Sordariomycetes; Xylariales; Hypoxylaceae
Exons: 1
Coding region: 135-395 (86 amino acids)
Source: RefSeq, a predicted model, not a curated record
CUGGUUCCACCCGUGAGCAACAUCCGGUUCUUUUCCACCCAAAAGUCCAAGUCCAAGUCCGAAUCCAAACCAGUCCAACCCGUAUUGUUGUAUCGAUCCAUCUUUUAUGUGUGUAUUUGCGUUUGUGUGUGUGUAUGUGUGUGUCUCUGUUUAGCUUUUCCCUUUCUUCCCGUCGUCAAUACAUGAGGUUCCCAGUAAUACAUCUGAUUCUUUCCAAUACAAUGCCUGUUGCUGCUCCGGUCACGAUGCAGUUAUUCUUUUUUUUCUUUUUUUCUUUUUUGUUUGUGUUUGUGUCUGUGUUGUGUAUUUGUUCUGUUUUUUAUUUCUUAUCCAAAAAUGAGUCGACCUGUUUCACUCACUGUAGGUCUUCGGUCGCCCAGAAAAUGGAUAGAUAGAAAUCGUUGAUAAAGGGGAGCUUGAUUCGAGACCCCUAGGUGAAGCCAAAUAAGAUAAAUAAAAGCAUAGUUAUGCGUAAAACUCGUGUUCUGUCCUUUUCUC